AGCAGAGUGAGGUCGUUAGCGGGCUGUGUCGUUUGUUAUCUCUGCACUUUGACAUGCAGAAUAGGACACACCGUUAACAAAAGAAACCCAGCAGCACAGUAGAACAGUAGAGCAGAGCGGUCGGGAUCUUGCAUAAUUUAGGCUCCGCUGCAAUAUUUGCAAAUCAAUUUGAGGAAAUUACAUUCUGGUAAUACUUUCUCCUGCCAGAAGUGCUGCAAUGGGUAGUAGAGGUGUGUGUGUCACUGUGAUCCUCCUCAUGUGUGUUCUUGGAGUCCAAGCGUUGGACCUACUGAGGGCAACUGCAACAUCUGGGCCUCCUUCACCUCCUCCCCCCAUUGCCAAUGUGCAUUGCUGGUGUGCGAGUUAUCCAAACUUGACCAUAUGCUCCUGGCCUGAACUUUCUCACUCCCCGCCAACGCACUACAUUGCUACCUACAGGGAGAGACACAGACAGCUGGACACCAAGCAGUGCCAUCUCAUCCAGCCUGGCUCCUCGUCCUCAUUUCCGACUGCAGCAUCUCUGUCCUCAUCUCAAUGGUUUUGGCACUGCCGCCUGCCCAACCUGAAACUCCUCACUGACUACAUCAUCAACAUCACAGCAGUUAAUUCUGGCGGGAGCAGCUCCUAUCUAUCAAGUUUCAUGCUGGAGGACAUAGUGAAACCAGAUCCUCCAGUAAACGUACGGGUUUCCCCUCUUAACAAGAGAACCUUGUUGAUGAAGUGGUCCCCUCCCCCUACUUGGACUAACCUGGACAUCCUCCCCCUAAAAUACCAGAUACUGUACCAGUGGGAAAACAGGGGCAUCCCGAAAUCUCUGGGGCCUUUUGAGAGCACCAAGGUUGAGCUGAAGGGGCUGACACCAGGAAGGCCCUACCUGUUCCAGGUGUGUGCCAAGGAGCUGCUGGGUCUGGGCGAGUGCAGUGACUGGAGCUUGCCUGUAAAAAUCAUCAUACCGAGAUCAAGACUGUAGCUGCCUCCUCUCACUUCCUGUUUUAUUUAUCAGUCUUCUUUUAAGCUACCAGUAAAGUGAAACUGAACUUGUUUGUUGUUUUGCAAUGCAAGCAGUAUUAUAUUUUUAUUUUAUUCUAUGAUAUUUUUAUUAUAUUUUCCUUUAUUUAUGAAUUAAUAAAUUGAUAUUAUUUGUACAGUGUACAGCCACCUUUUCCACAGACAUUUUUAUUAUCUUUUCUGUAAUACUGCUGGUUUGAGUCGGUCUUUAUAGCAACUGAUAAUAACCACACCGUUAGGCUGCCAUAAUCCCUUCUAAGACACAUUUCACCAUCUGUUUAUCUUUAUGUGGCAGCCAACA
Molecule: messenger RNA, 1309 nt
Organism: Scatophagus argus
Lineage: Eukaryota; Metazoa; Chordata; Actinopteri; Scatophagidae
Gene: ebi3
Product: Epstein-Barr virus induced 3
Exons: 6
Coding region: 218-970 (250 amino acids)
Biological process (GO): cytokine-mediated signaling pathway
Cellular component (GO): external side of plasma membrane
Molecular function (GO): cytokine receptor activity; protein binding
Source: RefSeq, a predicted model, not a curated record